Molecule: messenger RNA, 5289 nt
Organism: Galeopterus variegatus (Sunda flying lemur)
Lineage: Eukaryota; Metazoa; Chordata; Mammalia; Dermoptera; Cynocephalidae
Gene: DDX60
Product: DEAD (Asp-Glu-Ala-Asp) box polypeptide 60
Exons: 36
Coding region: 1-4863 (1620 amino acids)
Biological process (GO): defense response to virus
Cellular component (GO): cytoplasm
Molecular function (GO): ATP binding; single-stranded RNA binding; double-stranded RNA binding
Source: RefSeq, a predicted model, not a curated record
AUGUCACAGUUAAUUUUGAGUGAAAUGCCAAAAGCUGAAUAUUCCAGUAUAUUCAAUGAUUUUGUUGAAUCUGAAUUUUUUGUGAUUGAUGGAGAUUCAUUACUUAUCACACAUAUAUGUGAGAAAUCUUUAAAGCCGGGGCAGAAUCUCCACUUCUUCUAUCUGAUUGAACACUAUUUUGUGGAUAUUAUUAGUAAAGGAGGACAGUUUGCCAUAGUUUUUUUCAAGGAUGCAGAGGAUGCAUAUUUCAGCUUCCCUGAACUUCUUUCUUUGAGAACUGCUUUAAUCCUUCAUCUUCAGAAUAAUACUACCAUUGAUGUUCGAACUGAAUUUUCUGGAUGCUUAUCAAAGGAGUGGAAAAUUUUCUUGGAAGAGAGUUGCCCAUAUUUCCUGAUAGUUGCAGAUGAAGGCCUUAACAAUCUACAAACACAACUUUUUAGCUCUUUAAUCAUUCAGUCUUGGGCAAUGAAGGUCAAUGUUGUGCUUUUCUCAGGGCAAGCAUCUAAUAUUCUUCGACUUUAUGCAUACUUUUUGCCAAGCAUGAACAGAAACCAGAUAUUUUUCAAGGAGAAUAAAAACAAGAUUGAAGAUGCUUAUAAAACCCUGCUUAAACAGUUGAAUAACUGUAGAGUUUCUGCAAUAUCAUCUCUUUUUAGAAAUUUAAAAUGGGAAAAUAUGAUGGAAGAGGCAUAUGAGACUAUAUCGCUGCUGAAGCAACUCUGGCCAGAAGGAUCUGACAUUCGGCGUGUCCUUUGUGUUACUUCAUGCUCAUUGUCUUUAAGAAUAUACCAUAACUUUUUAGAAAACAGAAAGAAGACCACCUCUAACCAGAAAAGUAACGUCAAGCAGACGGGAAGUAAUUGCUUAACCCUGCAGGAGAUGGAAGACUUAUGUAAACUGCAUUGUCUCAGUGUGGUUUUUCUACUCCACCUACCUCUUUCUCAAAGAGCGUGUACUAGAGUCAUCACUUCUCACUGGAUUGAGAACAUUCAGACUUCAUUAAAAAUGAAAAGGUGGUGUGAAUAUUUCAUCCUAAGUAAUAUAAACAUUUUUGAAUUUUGGAAUAUGAAUUUAACUCACCUGCCUGACUUAAGUGAUGAGCCUUUACUGAAGAAUAUUGCUUUUUACUAUGAAAACGAAACUGUACAAGGGCUGCAUUUGGAUUUGGGAAAAGUCAUUAUGGAGGAUUAUGAACAUCUCUGGGAUACUGUAUCAAAGUUAGUCAGAAAGUUUGAUGUUGGAAAGCCAUUUCCUUUGAGAACAACAAAACUUCAUUUUCUUGGAAAUAAUCCAUCACCAAUCAGAGACAGCUCCAAGAAAAAGAUGCCUAAUUUGGGUUUUAUUCCAGUGUCAUCUAACGUGGUUGAUAAGUUCGCUGGAGACAUUUUGAAAGAUUUGCCUUUCCUAAAGAGCAACGAUCCUAUUGUUACUUCACUGAUUAAACAAAAGGAAUUUGAUGAACUGGUGCACUGGCAUUCUCACAAACCCCUUAGUGAUCAUUACGACAGGACAAAGUGUCAAUUUGAUGAAAAAUCCAGAGACCCUCGUGUUCUUAGAGCUGUGCAAAAGUAUCAUGUUUUUCAACGAUAUUAUGGGAAUUCAUUAGAAUCAGUGUCUUCCAAAAUCAUCGUGACUCAAGCUAUUAAUCCAAAGAAGGAUUUAAGUGGACCCAAGAGCAAAAAGUCUCAUGUAGCAAAAAUAGGUGAAACCACAAAGGAUUUAGGUAUAGCUGUUCAAAUGAUGAAAAGGAUCCAUUCCUUGAUGGAAAAAUACCCAGAACUUUUGCAAGAAGCAGAUCGGCAUCUCAUAGUCAGAUGCCUUAAGUAUUUAGGAUUUGAUGAGUUGGCAAGUUCCUUAUAUCCAACCCAGGAUGCAGGAGAUGACAUAAAGAAGAAGAAAAAGAAUAAAUAUUCAAUUGGCAUUGGACCAGCUAGGUUUCAACUACAAUACAUGGGCCAUUAUUUGAUACGAGAUGAGAGAAAAGAUCCAGAUCCCAGGGUCCAGGACUUUAUUCCUGACACAUGGCAGCGAGAGCUCCUCGACGUCGUGGAUAAUUAUGAGUCAGCAGUGAUCGUUGCCCCAACGUCCUCAGGCAAAACCUAUGCUUCCUACUACUGCAUGGAGAAAGUGCUGACGGAGAGCGAUGAAGGGGUGGUUGUGUAUGUUGCACCCACAAAGGCUCUUGUUAAUCAAGUGGCAGCAACUGUUCAGAAUCGUUUUACCAAAAAUCUGCCAGGUGGUGAAGCUCUAUGUGGUGUUUUUACAAGGGACUAUCGUCAUUAUGCCCUAAACUGUCAGGUGCUUAUUACAGUGCCUGCCUGCUUUGAAAUUCUGCUGCUAGCUCCUCAUCGCCAACACUGGGUAAAAAGGAUCAGAUAUGUUAUAUUUGAUGAGGUCCAUUGUCUGGGUGGAGAAAUUGGAGCAGAAAUCUGGGAGCACAUCCUUGUCAUGAUCCGAUGUCCCUUUUUGGCUCUUUCGGCUACCAUAAGUAACCCUGAACAUCUCACUGAGUGGCUACAAUCAGUGAAACAGUACUGGAGACAAGAAAACAAUAGAAUGGAAAAAAAUAUUGCUUCUAAGAGAAAUGCUGGCUAUCAUGCCAGUGUUCCCAAAGACUACUUGCAAUUAAAACAAUCAUAUAAAGUUAGACUUGUGCUCUAUGGAGAGAGGUACAAUGAUUUAGAGAAGCAUAUAUGUUCAGUAAGACAUGGUGACAUUCAUUUCGAUCAUUUUCACCCAUGUGCUGCACUAACGACAGACCAUAUUGAAAAAUACGGAUUCCCUUCUGAUCUUACUCUUUCACCUCGAGAAAGCAUCCAGCUUUAUGAUACCAUGUUUCAAACCUGGGAAAGUUGGCCCCGGGCCCAGGAACUGUGUCCAGAGAACUUCAUUCAUUUUAAGAAUAAAUUAGUAAUUAAAAAGAUGGAUGCCAGAAAAUAUGAAGAGAGCUUAAAGGAAGAAUUAACAAGAUGGACUAAAGAAGGCAAUGUACAGGAGGUUAAAAUGGUACUGGAAAAUCUUAGUCCUGAUUUGGAUUUUAGUUCAGAAAAUAUGGUAAAAAUGUUUCCACUUUUCGUUGAAAAGCUAAGAAAAAUGAAGAAGUUACCUGCACUAUUUUUUUUAUUCAAACUAAGAGAUGUAGAAGAAAGAGCUAAAAGUGUGAGCACUUUCCUGGAAGAAAAGCAGGAGAGAAAAAGGCCUCCCAAAGCUGAUAAAGCAGCCCAUGACAUGGCGAACAAACUUCGGAAAGUUAAAAAGUCCAUGGACAAACAAAAGAUAAUAGAUGAAAGAAGCCAGAAAAAAACCAGAAAAAUGGACCAAAGCCUAAUACAUGAAGCUGAACAUGAUAAUCUACUGAAGAGUCUAGAGAAAAACCUGGAAAUCCCUCAGGACUGCACACAUGCUGAUCAAAAAGUGAUAGAUGCUGAGACUUUGCAGAUGGUGUUUGAUCGAGUAAAAUUUCAAAGAAAAGGUGCAGAACUGAAAGCUUUGGCAGAAAGGGGUAUUGGAUACCAUCACAGAUCUAUGAGCUUCAAAGAAAAACAAUUAGUUGAAAUUCUCUUUAGAAAAGGAUUUAUCAGGGUGGUGACAGCUACUGGGACACUUGCUUUAGGAGUCAACAUGCCUUGUAAAUCUGUAGUUUUUGCUCAAAACUCAGUCUAUCUGGAUGCUUUAAAUUACAGACAGAUGUCUGGUCGUGCUGGAAGACGAGGUCAAGACCUGUUGGGAGAUGUGUAUUUCUUUGAUAUUCCAUUGCCCAAAAUAGGAAAACUCAUAAAAUCCAAGGUUCCUGAGCUGAGAGGACAGUUCCCUCUGAGCAUUUCCCUGGUCCUGCGACUCAUGCUGCUGGCCUCCAAAGGAGAUGACCCAGAGGAUGCCACGGCAAAGGUGCUGUCAGUGCUAAAGCAUUCAUUGCUGUCCUUCAAACGCCCCAGAACCAUGCACAUGUUAAAACUUUACUUCUUGUUUACUCUGCAGUUCCUGGUGAAGGAGGGCUAUUUAGAUCAAGAAGCCAAUCCUAUGGGGUUUGCUGGACUUGUAUCACAUUUGCAUUACCAUGAACCUUCUAAUCUUGUUUUUGUCAGUUUUCUUGUAAAAGGCCUUUUUCACAAUCUUUGUCAGCCAACCAGUAAAGGUUCAAAACAUUUUUCUCAAGAUGUUAUGGAAAAGUUGGUGUUAGUAUUGGCACAUCUCUUUGGAAGGAAACAUUUUCCAUCAAAGUUCCAAGAUGCUAACCUCAAGUUUUAUCAAUCAAAGGUGUUCCUUGAUGAUCUCCCGGAGGAUUUCAGUGAUGCUUUACAUGAGUAUAACAUGGCAGUUACAAAGGAUUUUGCCUCUUUCCUACUCAUUGUUUCCAAACUGGCUGAUAUGAAACAGGAAUAUCAACUCCCUUUAUCAAAAAUCAAUUUCACAGGUAAUGAGUGUAAAGACUCCCAGCUUGUGUCUCACUUGAUGAACUGCAAGGAAGGAAGAGUAGCUGUUUCACCAUUUGUUUGUCUCUCUGGGAACUCUGACUGUGAUCUGCUUCAACCAGACACUCCAAACCAUGUCAUUCUACGUACAAUUGGUAUUGAUCACACUCAAGCUCCUGUGCUGCAGUCACAGAAAUUUGAUAGCCGUGGAAGAAGAUUAUCACUUAAUGCUUAUGCGCUUGAUUUCUACAAACACGGUUCAUUGAUAGGAUUAGUCCAGGAUAACAAGAUGAAUGAAGGAGAAGCUUACCUUUUGUUGAAAGAUUUUGCACUCACCAUUGAAGCUAUCAGUGUUUCCUUGCGUGAACUAUGUGAAGAUGAAGGUGACAAUGUUGUCUUAGCAUUUGAACAACUGAGUAAAACCUUUAUGGGAAAACUUGAAAAAGUCUAAAAACAAAGUCUAUGAAAACCACUUAAAAUAUCACCAUAGGAGUUUCACGUGUCAACUUUUGAUUCUCCUGUGUUGUGCAUCUAUGACGAAGAGGAAAGAGCAAGCCCUUUGGACUCAAACAGAGUUGCAGUCCAACCUGCCAUGUUCCAUCAGAAGUACACUUGGAUAUAUUGUUUACUAUAUUUGAAUGUUAGUUUCUGUUUUUAGUUGAGUAUUUACACUUACACCUCUGGUACGUUUGAGAACUGAAUGAGAAAAUGCAAACAUUUUGUAUGUAUGUGACUGAAGAACAACUUUUAAUCUGUGAGGCCUAAAAACAUAUUAUAUUCUUAAUAUUUUUCUUCUCAGUGUCAAGAUUUGUAAAAAGCCUUAAAAAAAAUUAUUAUGGUACCCUGAAGGGGAGAUAUAUUCUCUCCAAUUAACAUA